UGAGUUGAUGUUAUUGUUGUUGUAGUCUAGGCGGAGGACGGCCACCGCCGCCGCUGUUUACCUGAAUUUACCCCUCCGAGGGCCACUUAACUCUCUAGUGGCCUGGACGAGGACAGGAAGCCGGCGGCUUGUGAGAGGUCCCCCGUUUACCUUGAUGUUCUCUGAACUGUUGAGAGUAAUGGUGUCUAGACCGGCCAGCCGCCCCAGGCUCUGAGUGAGUGAGGUGUGAGGGGCCCAGGUGGCCUCUGACCUCAGGUAGCUAAGGUGACACAUCAAUCAAGUUGCGAUGACACCCACUCCAACUCCAACUCCACUGGAGAGUGGGAGUGGUGCGGGGCCCAUAGAUUCGGUGGGGUCAAUGGGUGGCCAGAUGGGCACAAUAUCGCUUGGAGUGCUCAUCCAGUAUAUCAAUCAGAGGACGUACUCUGACUUGCUCAACUUGGCGGAGAUCUUGCCAAGGAAGAGCGAUAUGGAAAAGAAGGUGGAUAUAGUGCAGUACGCCCAGAGGACACGGCAGCUGUACGUGCGUCUCCUGGCACUUGUCAAGUGGGCAGCAAGUGCUUCCAAAGUUGAUAAGUGUUGUCACAUUAUGGCCUUGCUGGAGAAGCAGAACAACCUCUUCACUGACUCGGCCGACAAGCUCUAUCACAUGACCAAGGAGAACCUGGUCCGUGCUCGUCUCCCCCACUUCCACAUCCCUGCAGCCGUCGAGACUCUAACCACAGGCUCGUAUGACAGAUUGCCCAUGACUAUACGUCAGCGUAUUCUUCCUCUUGAGCCAGUCACCGCUCUGGAGCGCAAGCAAACGCUGACUCGCCUGGAGCAAAUAAUCCAGCACCGACUGGUAACUUCGGAGCUUCCGUCACAAAUGAGAACGAGCAGGAUUGAGAAUGGUCGAGUUAGAUUCACUGUCGAGCACGAAUUUGAAGUGAGCCUUACCCUGAUGGGAGACUCUCCGAGUGAACCUUGGAGACUCCUUGAGAUUGAAAUUCUUGUAGAAGACAAGGAAACUGGAGAUGGCAAGGAGCUUGUUCAUCCAAUGCAGAUUAGCUAUAUCCAUGCAUUAAUUCAGUCGAGGCUGCAGGACAAUCCCAACCCCCUGCACGAGACCUACACGGUGCUGCACGCCUUCUCCCAGGCACUCCAGCUGGAGGUCCUCUUCGUCCAGACUCAGAAACUUUUAGAGGAUCGGCUGGAUACUCACAUCCGCAUUGAAGAGUACCUGCAGGGUCGCUCGCUGACGCUCACCUACUGGAGAGAGCUGACCCAACACGAUCCAUCAGUUCAGCUGGGGUACAGGCUGACGGUGCAAGUUGAUCCAACAGAACCUUCAAAACCCCUCAUUGUUUUCCAUACUCCGUCCCUUGGCUCAAAGGAAUCGGAAAUCGCUGAACGCGCCAUUCGCAGUGAUCAUCUGUCUAUCGAACGGCUGUUGGUACACACAAUCUACCUUCGAACGAAGGCGCGACUCUCGGAGCUUAAGCAAUACAUGGAUUCCAAAUUGGGUAGUGAUGCCGAGAAAUGUCAGCUGAGUGGCUCUCCUGCUAUGCUACACGUACCUAUACUGCAGCCCAACCUCCGGUCCGAGCAGCUGUUGAUUACUGUGGACACGCACACGGGCGUCCUCCUGGCCCAUGUCCCACAGUAUGAUAAUUGCCCCAAAAUCCCAGACCUGCAGCACGCACUUAACAACGACAAGUCCAAAGUCGAUGACUUGAUUUCAGAACUAAGGUACUGGUUGAUGCUGCGGAGAACAGAAAAGACGCUGCAACACUUGCCAGCGACGGCCCACGAGCACCUCCCACUCAUGUACUAUACGUCCCACCCGCUCAAUACCCUGGGAAAACACAAGGUCUUCAUCACCUUCCACAAGCACCCUGGAUAUGUCGUGAUUGUGGAGUUCAACGAGAAAGAGGGAAGCCCCUGUGAAGUCGAGCAGAACCUCUAUUUCAUGGUGGUGAAGCAAGCCAGCAUCGAGGACAACCCUGAUGACGACACAGUUCAGACCUCCCUGCCCAAGUCGUACAUGCGUGCAUACGAUCUGGUGAAGCUGGACUCGUUUGUCUGCACUCACGGACCAUCUACCAAAGUUGAUGUUGUUGAACCUGGGGAGAGAGCCUUGGGUGGGAAGCGCAAGUUGCAGCAACGCGGGGAACCCGCCAGCAAGCGGGUGAAGGUGCCGGCGUACUUCUUGCCGGAUGUUGCUCAGUGCAUUGCAAUGAGUGACAUGAAGCUCCCUCUCACACAUCUCUCACUUAAGCUUCGUGAACGGAAUGUGUUCAACACGGGAGAACAAGUAGAGGAAGGAGGGAUGGGUGUUCUCCUGAGGCUGAUAGACCUGCCCACCACUGAGGGGCUCUCUUUGGACACCGUCUUCACUCUGCGGAAGCACCUGUUAUCGGCAGCCAUUCGCAUACAGGCUGCUAUAGCUUGGCAAUUCACAGGAUCACGGGUCUUUGGCAUGGAAUAUCUAUUCACCAAUUGUCCGGUCACGAGUUUGCACUCAAGAGAACAGGGUCCCCGUCGAGCAGCGUACUUUACAUACGAGGUCACGAGUGCUGAACACGUCAGCACCACCGUGGAUGCUAUCUUGGCCGACUGGACCACCAUCUCCAGACUCUACCAGCUGGUUCUACAAUUUGCAGCGCAGUUAUCGGCAUCCAGAGCUGGUGUGGAAUCGGCGGGAAGCAGCAGUAGCAGUAGCAGCAACAUAGCCAACCCUAAAACCCUAAACGAGAUGGUGCGGGUGAGGUCGUUCAACUACAAGAGCAUCGCUCUCGCAUACGGCCCCAGCUUUGACGCGUUUUGUGUCUUACGCUACAGCCCAGAGAAGAAAGCAUUUACGCUAAGCUUUGGUAUGUGUGGAGAGGGCGUGUGGGCGACGAAUCCUCACACCACCAUGCAGGAUCAGCUUCAGGACUUGGUGAAUCAGACGGGGAACAUGGGACUCGUGGACUUGGCUACCACACUGCACCAGACAUAUCAUCCUCUUCUGGCCAUCUCCAAGCUCUCCCCAACUCUUCAUCUUGGAGUUAUUGACAAGAAGCAUCAACCAAUUAAGAACUUCACGGUCCUGCCCCAGUCCCCAACACGAGUCAGUAUUAUAUACCGCAAUGUCUACUGCCUGAACGUCGACCUGCUGCCCUGUGGAUUAGUUGCCGUCCGAGAUGGAGCAUACAGCAGUUUUGAGACUUCGAAAUUAAUCGAAGAGUUUAUCCAGAUACAGGGGCUCAAGGCAUUCCUGAGCAAGUACGUGGAUGAGACUGCCAUCAACAUCAGACGCUCCCAGUCUGAGGAUGACAAUCCGCCCACGCCGAUCCCACUGGACGACACGUUGUGGCCCACCCCCAAGGCUGCUUCUCCGGCACGCCACGGUCCCAUGACCCCGCCCAUAUCCUCGAAUCCACACACGCCCGCCAGUCCUCACCCUGGCGGCAUGACUCAGACUGGCGGACACGGGGGGUUCGUCUCGAGCCCUGCAACCAGCGGCUUCUCUUUGGCAUCCCCUCCAUCGUUGCCCGGGAUGAACCCAUCGCCCGCCAUGCUGCCCCACCCAUCCCCUGGUGGAGGAUUCCUGGGGGCUAAUUCACCGUCUGCGCCACAACACAGCGUAUCGUCGCCAGGGUUCCUGGCGCCUUCCCCAGCUGGGCCACACUCCGUGCCGAUGCACUCUCCGGCCUCGGCCAUCAUGCACAGCCAAAUGGGGCCAUCCUACACAUCACGGAUGCUGCCGAACAAGCCCUACGCAGCAGCUGUGCCAACAACUCUGACCCAUGAUGCAUUCCACACACUCUGCUCACCGGCACAGGUGGAUGAAGGUGGGGACAGCAGUCUACAGUGCGUCCUGGAGCAGUUCCUCGGGAUGACCUACAUCAAGAGGCACUUCCAGCAGCAGUGUGAAGGAUGUGAAGUGAUGAAGCCCGUGGGUGGCAUCGAGCCCGGUAGCAUUCAGUUCAAGACAGAGACCCUCAACUGCCAAAUAUUGGUUCAGAGUAGUCCCUCGUACAACCUUAUAUUGAAGCUGCAGCCGCUGCCCGAGCACGGAGACCAGUGGACCAGUGACGAACUUCAGGUGCUUGAGAAAUUCUUCAGCGUUAAGGUUCCCAUCCCACCAUACAGGCCAUAUGCAGUGCAGUCGUUCUACAGUAUUCUCAAGUUUCCAAUUCGGGUUCUCAAAGACUGCAUCCGCAUCAUGCAACUGGAACUGAUGCCGACGCCACAGCAAGUGCAGCAGAUGAAGUGGAGUUUGCAGUGGUGCCUCACCAAUCCUCCAAUUGGCUCCCAAAUUGCUCCUCCUGGGCUGUUCAUUGUGGUAGUUUCCAGAAACAAGAUCCUCUUCUUCUUCCAGUUAGCAAGGACCAACAUGCAGUUACCUCCCGAGGCAGAGCCUCCCAAUCUGAUGUUGCCAUUAGUAUACGACAGUGUGAGCAACAAGACCCAAAUGGCUGAACGUCGCGACCACGGUAAUAUCCCUAGCGUCACCCUGCAGGUCAUCAAUGACAUCAUGAGUCGUGCUGUUGUGCAGCCCAAUGAGAUGUCACUCUAUCCGUGCAUUCGCGAGUUGUUGUGUAGCCUGAGUCUGGGUCCUGACGGCAAUGCUGUGGCCACGCCACCAACAUCAGUAGGCCAGAAUACGCCCACUUCAUCUGGGGGCACAGUGCCCCAGUCAUUGGGGUCACCACAUCUAACAUCACCUCAUAUGGCCUCUCCGCACACCCCUGGUUCUUCUGGCGGAACGCCGGUAUCCUCCAUGGCAUCGACCAUGUCACAGAGCAUGAUUUCUUCUGCCACGGGCACUGGCACGUCCAGUGCAGUAACGCUCACCAACCCUAGCAUGGGCUCGACCAUGUCAUCUGGAUCGCACUUCAGUGGACCAAAGCCAGUGUCCGCUGUAGGACACAUGCAGCCAACACUGGGUUCUAUGGGCCCUAUGGGACCACAAAGUAUGCAGGGUAUGCCAGGUGGUAUGCAACAAAGUCACAUGCAGCAAACCAUGACCUCUAUGGCUGGCGGGAUGAUGCAAGCUGGGCCGCGAGGUAUGCAGGGCGGCCCAGCAUCGGUGCAAAGUGGUCAGAUGGGUGGUGGACCUGGUGGUAUGCAAGGUAUGCCUACUAUGCAGGGAGGUGGAAUGCAAGGUGGCAUGCAAGGAGGAAUGCAAGGUGGACCUGGAGGAAUGCAGGGUGGACCAGGAAUGCAAGGGGGUCCGGGUAGUAUUCAGGUUGGGCCUGGGGGAAUGCAAUCUGGUCCAGGAGGAAUGCAGGGAGGUAUGCAAUCUGGUCCAGGAGGAAUGCAAGGCAGUAUGCAAGCAGGGCCUGGUGGAAUGCAAGGCGGUAUGCAAGCAGGGCCAGGUGGAAUGCAGGGCGGACCUGGAGGCAGGCAAGGUGGAUUUAGUGGAACCAUGAUGGGUCAGUUCAACCGUUAAACCAAACCUAUUAUUCCUUUUUAUAUAUAGUUUUAAAAUUGUCGGGCACAGGAAGCCCGUUUAAGCUCAACGAGGUCCUAACCAAUGACAUCUUCCAUAGAAAGCCACCUUAGUACCAACUAUGAGGUGCCCACUUACCACAUUGUGUCAGGGGGACAGGCAGCCAGCUUACAUAUACUGUAUGCUAGGCUUAUAUCAAGGUUUCCUCCCCAGGAUGGAACCCCACAACAAGCUGACUAACUCCUGGGUACCCAUUUACUGCUAGGUGAAUAGGGGCAUGAGGUGAUAAGAAAUGUACCCAACUAUUUCUGUCCUGCCCGGCUGUACUACCAAAACUGGUAUUAAAAAAAAAAAAAAAGCGCCUCUUCCCCUCCUUUUUUUUUUUUUUUUUAACCCACAACCACUUGUUGGAGUUAGUGCUGCUAACUGCAAUAUGCAAGAUGACAUGUAUAAGAUGUAUUAAUGACUUAAUACCACAGUAUUUUAUUAUGAUUUAUUUUUCUUUACAUUUAAAAUAGAACUGUGAAUGUUAAACAUGGACUUCCAGAGAAAACUUUUGUUUAUAAAUUAUAUAAAUUUAA
This is a messenger RNA of Procambarus clarkii (red swamp crayfish), 6003 nucleotides long. RefSeq names its product mediator complex subunit 14 (gene MED14). Gene Ontology annotation, molecular function: transcription coregulator activity. The record is from RefSeq and is a predicted model, not a curated record. Gene Ontology annotation, cellular component: core mediator complex; mediator complex. Gene Ontology annotation, biological process: regulation of transcription by RNA polymerase II. NCBI's taxonomy places the organism in Eukaryota, Metazoa, Arthropoda, Malacostraca, Decapoda, Cambaridae.